AACCAAGGAUACUUAUACCCUUGGUCCUUAAACGACCACCAACGCCAGGCAUCUAUCCGACUGAGCUAAUCUGUCGGUUUGAAUCUACAAAUAUUGAAAGAAGUGUCCAACAUAGCCUAGCAGACAUGAAAAAAGAAAUGGAAAGAACGGAUAAGAAACAAUACAUCACUUUGCUAAAGCAUUGCCUUGAUGAAACAAGAGGUGCCAGAAAAAAAGAUGUUCGAGAUAAAAAUAAAGCAAUGACAAUAAAAGAUAUAAUUAAUAAAUAUCCAGCUUUUAAGAAGGAAAAUUUGAUCUUGUGGGAGUUUGGCAAGCUCGUAUUUAUGGAUGUUUGCACCAUAAAAGAUAAUUGGAAACAAGCACUGGAUAAAGUAUCUCUACAAUUCAUUGAUGAUGAGGAACACAAACAAUUAAGUGACGAUGCUAAAACUAUUAAGUUUUAGCAUCGUCACUUAAUUGUUUGUGUUCCUCAUUCAAGUUCCUUAUUCCUCUUCAAGACUUUUGGAAUUUUUACUAGAUCUUUUCAAACCCAAACAUCCAGGCAAUUCCCUUCUAAAAGUGUAUGAGAUCAAAACGAUUUCCCAUUUCUCAUCGGAAUCGGAGACACUGAAAAAACGGACAUUGUGCUAAUGUGUUAUUCCGAUGGGGAACCGAUUUUCUCAUCAACAACAUUUGCAGCAGUUCCACUUUUAUUAGGAAUUUACUGGAUUUUUAAUAUUGCUUUUCCGGUCGAUUUGAAAUGUCAAUUGGCACUGUUGAGCAUAAUGAUAUUGCAAAAAAAAUCAAAAGACGCACUGCCGAAAGACUUGUUAAAACUUGCUAAAGUAAAUGCUCUGUUAAAAAAAGCUGAUAUUUAGUUAAAGUCCAUAAUUAAAAUUGCUUCAAGCCACCUGGUAUUCAUUUGGAAUAUACAUAACUAACAUAAUAUUACAUACAUAACAUAACCUAAGUUAACAUUCACAUACAAAUUCCAUUGUAAAUCAAUACGCAGGUUAAGCUUUUGUUGUAUGAAUUCGACCUCAAAUAUCAGACGGCAUCCAACAAUUUCCAUAAAAACAAAA
Messenger RNA from Leptopilina heterotoma, 1061 nucleotides. RefSeq lists its product as uncharacterized. The coding region runs from base 126 to 443 and encodes 105 amino acids. The record is from RefSeq and is a predicted model, not a curated record. The transcript has 3 exons. NCBI's taxonomy places the organism in Eukaryota, Metazoa, Arthropoda, Insecta, Hymenoptera, Figitidae.